AUGCACGAUAAUGGCCGCCAGUUUGCAUGCAAAUGUCUGAAUAUGCGCAUCCGCGAACAGCCCGCGGCACCUCCUUCACCAUCCGAAUGGCCAGUUGAUUCAAACUGGGAGAGAGUCUACGUUGGAGACAAGGGCAUAACUAUUGCUCACCCCCAGCUCACAUCGAGAGUCAGGUCGCGGGGGCCAGUCUCAAAUGAAUCAUCGAGAUCGCCACGAUAUAUUUCGCUGAUGUGCCUCAUAUGCAAGGCUUAUGUCUAUCGUAUCUACCAGAAUACCCCAAACGAAGCCGACAAAGAUGCGCCAAACGUGGCGCCCGAAGGAUGGAUAGAACAAGAAGUCAUGAAAAGCCUGAGCGGUUGGAUCGAAGUACAAAAGGAGUGUCUGACUGGCGAGUCCAUACAACGAGCGGAAUCCACGACCGACUAUUCGACCCUUUUCUCUGUCGUCCUACCGUCCCCAACGGUGCUCCCACCAUCACCCCAGGCCGCCGCAGAGCGUUUGACGCCGGUUACGACACCAUCUCCACAGCUACCAAAGGAGCACUUACCCGAACGCAGUCCGCUGUUCCCACCACCGCCAUUCUCACCUUCGCAUCCCGUAUUUACCCAUCUGUCGGCAGUGGCGUCCGCCCAGGUCAUCAAGUUACGCGCCCAGGCGGAGGAAUCUAUUGCCGAGUUCAUUCGUAAUAAAGUGGCGGAGCUGGAUCACGCAGAGUCAGUUUUGAGGGAGCAAGUCGGAUGCCUGUGGAAAACGUAUCAGAUAGGCUCCAGCGAACUCCGUCAAGUAGCUGACGCGCCCCAUACGCCGGUCCGACACAAUAGCGGCAAGGAAGCAUCUGCGCACCCACAAGCAAGCACAACAAUACGCGAUUUCGUACCAUCGCCGAUACCUCCGACGCGACCCAUGUCCGCUACAGCGACUAGACGGAUAUCCUCGUUAUCUGCAUCUCUUGCCACCUCCACGUUCCACCAUCCACGCGCAGUGGAGGAAAACAAGAACGAGUCGAUAUCACAGAGCGUCGUAUCGAACCCUCCUCCCGCUUCGAUUCUCGUUGCGAAUCCGCAAGCCCUCAACGGCAGUAACGUUCUGCAAUUUCCUCGGAACACUAAUGACGACAUCAACACGGCCGCUAGCUACCGCUUUUUCCUCAACCUGGAGGAAGAGAUGGCCCGCAAGAAGCAGCAACAAGAACGUGUAAAGAAUGAAUCAAAGCCCUCGUCACAGCUCGCACCUGCCAUCGCAACACGCGACAAGCCUUCUGCAGAUCAGGAAGGGGAAGCGGGGAAAGGUGUCACUGAUGAGACACAUGGCCAGGAUAAAGGAAAGCGCAAGGAGAGGAAAGUUACGUUUGAUGUGCAGCCAGCCGUGGUGACAAUAAAAACCGAUGUGAAGGCAGAGAGUGAAGAAGAGCGGGCUCGUGCCCGUGCUCGAAAGGACCAAGACUCAGAUAUGGUCUUUGAAUUGGAAGAAGGCAGUGAGGCUUCGGAUUCUGAGGAGUCGAGACCCGUCCUGCCGCUGAUCGAGCAGCCAGCACCGUCCCGAUCCAACCGACAUCGUACAGCACGUCAAGCCAACCUUCGUCUCGGUGGUCUACCCGAGGCAUUCGCUGGGCUCAGACCCGCGUCGUUACCUGCACCAUCAAGCGUUCGUCCCCCAUUAAGAAGUUACCAUCAGGGUGUCGAUUCGUCGUCGUCCCAGGCCGCCAUGCUUUCGCCACCCCCUCGGGUUAGCAAACCUAAGGCUACGCCGCCUCCACCAGAGGAGCCGCCCACUCCGCGCGAAGCAGAGAUAUUAUCAUUACUGGCCGCCGAUAUGCCCAGCCAUCGAGGCGCUUGGAGGCGCGAUGGUAGAGCUUGGAAGUCAUUCGUCAACCGCAUGCACGCCGAUGACAAGGUUGACGAUAUUCCCGAAGAAGACGAGGACUCUGUUGAAGAGUCUGGGAUGAAUGGUCGUAGUGAUCAUUUCAUAGGCUCGAUGCCCGUUGCUAUUAAACACGUUAGGCCGGCAAAACAAGCCUUGAGCCUGGCCUCAUACCAGCCUACGGCCGCGAUACACAACCUUACAGAGGGCAAUACCAAUAACAACUCUGGCGCCGCGCUCCGCCGGAUGAACUACGCUAAGCGGGAUCCAGGUGCUCUGGACUUUGCGGCAGAUCGAAGUGACGAUACCGAUGAUUCGGACGAGCGUAACCCCGUCGGCGCAGAAGAAGGUCGUGCCAGGAAACUCGCACUGGAAAUUCUGAAAGCCCGUAAUAACAUACCGGAGGAAGGCAUGUGGAGAAGUCUAGCAUAA
Pleurotus ostreatus (oyster mushroom) is the source of this 2292-nucleotide messenger RNA. RefSeq lists its product as uncharacterized. The record is from RefSeq and is a predicted model, not a curated record. Bases 1 to 2292 code for a protein of 763 amino acids. The transcript has 5 exons. Lineage: Eukaryota; Fungi; Basidiomycota; Agaricomycetes; Agaricales; Pleurotaceae.